This is a messenger RNA of Porites evermanni, 9643 nucleotides long. The record is from the annotation of a GenBank genome assembly. NCBI's taxonomy places the organism in Eukaryota, Metazoa, Cnidaria, Anthozoa, Scleractinia, Poritidae.
GAAACAUUUUCGCUUUGUCAUCAAGGAAAUCGAGCUGAAUUGACUUCGAUCCUGUUUAUAUCCAGGGCGUGGUAGUUUAUUUUUAGCAUUGAAGCCUUGAAAUCAUCUUCGAAGCUAUGGAGAAGAAAACUUACUACAUCCUUCUUCGAGAUUUGGAAGACCCUUCGAGUCAAUCGUCUGCGGGAAUGUUAUGGGGAAUGUUGUCAAAUUACGUCUACGGGACGCAACCACCUUUGGCUCUUAAGGGAGAGCUCUUUGAAUCUCUUCCUGCCGCAGAUAUCACAACAGCUGGAGUCGAAGUCGAAGACAAGGUCGCAGUAUGUGGACUGAAGCAGAAAUGUCUCCAAGUGGAGUGUCCUAAGGAAGACUUACAAAUUAUCAGUGACAAAGAUACUCAGCUCUUGUUGGCCGUCCAGUCCUAUCAUCAGAGGUGUAGAUUGUUGAAAGAUAGGCAGGAUCUUCUUAAAUGGGCUGUGGCUGAUCAUGAGGGAUGUCGUGUAUCUGUAUGGAUGGAUGAGUUAAAGAGAGACGUCCCUGCUUUUGUGCAUUACAAAGGAGCCCUGCCUCCUUAUGAUGGAAUCAUGUUUGGAGUUGAGAUUGUGGUAUGUUUUUUCCUUUUUUUGAGGAUGGGGGGGAGGGGGGGUAGGGAUACAUGGGUGACAUCUAAUGAGAAAAUGGAAGUGAGGUACUGUCAUAGUGCAUAAUUGUAGACAGGAGUCAAAUGUAACCUUAACCACACACAGAUUGCUCUCCUUGACUCUACAAAAAUCAUCCGAAAAAAAUCGUAAAAUAUCAGCGUUAAUUGUGAUUGCCACCAAAUUUAGCACAAAGGAAGUAGAUAGUUUUAGCAAAUUAAUAACAUGGCUACUUUCAGCCUCUGACCAUGAAAACCUUUGGCACUCGAAUUUUUGAAGUUUUUGUAAAAAAUGGAUGGUGAUGUGGGAAGAAUUUGAGGUGGCUUUAGUGGUCAAGAAAUACUUUUGGCAACAAAAUUUCCUCAGAAGGAGUGUCUCUUUCCUAAGAGGUAUAGCUUUCUAUGCUGCUCUUUAUGACCUCUGAGAAAUUUAUUUUCAAAGUAAACUAUAUUGAUUUUGCUCAUUUUUGAGCUGUCCAGGAAAGAAUUAUAACAUAAGCAUUUUAAUUUUAAUUUUAAUUUUCUGACAAACUUUCGAUCCCCAUCUCUUUCUGGGAGUGCCUCCUGGAAAUUAUUGAUAUACUGCUUGAAACUGGCUUGAGAUAGUAGAGGAGAGAGAACUUUUCCACUUUUGAAUAAUGCCUGGCCAGUUACCUGAUCAGGGAAUGACAGUAUACCCCUUUGAAGAUGUGAGGGCCCCGGGGGGGGCUACUCCCAUAUAUGGGCUAUAUAGGUACGUGCCACGGAAUAGGGUAUGGUUUUUGAGGUUCUCAGUCCUUAAAUAGGGUAUCUUUUUUGACCCUUUUGUUUCUGUGUCCCUGGUGUGGUCCUUAGAUAGGGUAGCUUAAUUGUAUUAUUUAAUAUUGGAGUGUGAAGACGCCCGCCGAAACAAACAGUUUUUUUUUAAACUUGAUGUAUCUAUUUAAGUAUUAACAAAAUGAUUUUGCAACAGAGGCUUAAUAGCCGUUAUUAAACUAGGCUUAUUCUAGUAUUUUAUGCUUGAUGCUAUACAUCCAAUGUUACAGAGAAGAAACAAAGUUUUCCUUUUCAUGCUAUCAAUAACUUUGUUCUUUCCUUGAAUAGGGUGUCAUUUUUCGGCUUUGGGCCUUAAUUAGGGUGUCAGUUUUCGCUUUCUUAGUCCUUAAAUAGGGUUAGGGUUCACGAACCUCCGUGGCACACCCCUAUCCAAAAUUGGUGGGAGUAGCCCCCCCAGGGUGAGGGCAUGCUGUAAUCAGGACAAGAUGUUGGGGAAGUCAAAAGUUUGUAUGUUGUAAUUCUUCCUAAUUGAAUGUAUUUGUUAUUUUCUCUUUGCAAACUUUAGCUAAUAAACUCAAAAAAACAAUACUCUAAAUGUGGAGAGCACAGCAGUCCUUUGUUGCUUUUUAGAAAAUUUUGACUUCUUCUGUACAUUACGUGUUAUUUUUUUGUUGUCGGAUUACAGAAAAUGAAUAGAAGAACUCAGGUUUUCUGAAAAGCAAAAAGGACUGCUGUGCACUCCAGAUUUAGUGUGUAGUUUCUUUAAGUUCCCUAGUUAUAUUUUUCAAAGGGAAAGUGACAAAUAUAUUCAAUUAGCAAGAAUUAGUUGACUUUGUAUUCCUGUACAAACUUUUGACUUUUUCACCCUCUUGUCCUGAUUAUCCAUCAUGCCAUUACAACCGUGAAGGGGUCCAUUAUAAGGUAACAAUCUACAAUCUCAAAAGUAAGUAUACUGUAAUACAAACUGCCCUUCACUGAACUACAGAGUCACUAUGAUUGCAAUACAUGCACUUGAUGGUAAUGGUAAUAAUAGCAAUAAUAAUUUGUUAUAAAAAAAAUUCAACUGUCUUACAUAUAUAAUUUGUUAUGUUAUUUGUUAUCAAUAAAUGACCAAGUGCUAAAAUUUUAAUAACUUCUAAGGAGAAAUAUCAUAGUAUUUUAAGUUAGUAUCAUCAUUCCUUAAAGAAUGCCUCAUGAUAUCAGUUAUAUAUCAAUAUUAUUAUGAGUAAGCCUUGAAGAGACCCAAAAAUUAAUGUCCAAUUGAUAAUGUUCCUGAAUUGUUUGUCUGUCAGGAUCCUCGCUUUCGUAAUCGGGGCACUACAGAUGGAGUCUUCAGGUGUCAAAGGUAUUUCAGAUGUAGUCCUGGAGCAGGGAUGUUUGUGUCAUUGGAUAAAAUUACCAUUCCAGUUGCUGAAGAGUUCAACGUCAGAACUGGUAAGGCACAGGAAAUCACAUCACAGGGUCCUCUGUCAGGAAUAUGUCUGACAAAUGAUCACCUUUGGGGCCAUCCUAACCUGAGAUCAGGCAUUAUUUAUUUUUUUGUUGUUGUUGUUGCUUCUUUGGCUUGAGAGGGAAAAAAGCAAUGCCUGAUACAUUCAUUUGACAAGCCGUCAACCGCUCCCUAAUUUACAUAAUAUAAUAUCUACUCAACCUGUCAUGUUAUUAGCCGAUCAGCGUUUACCAGACGGGAAUCAAAUUUUGGUGCGUAUAAUGUCUCUUUUAAAUUUAAGGAAAAGGAAUUUAAUUUUUAAAUACCUCCAUGUGCAGAUGGCGCUAAUUUCCAACAAAAUGUUUUAAAGGUUUUUUUUUUCCUUUUUUGUGAUGAAAUACUGCUACAAUGUAGCUGGAGCUGCCUUACCUUUAUUUAUCAGCCACAAAUUAAUGAAUAAAGAAUUUACUGGUAAAAGUUCAUUGACUUUCUUCUUUCUGAGCCGAAAGCAGUGAAAAAAAUGUUUAGGUUGGUGCACCAUAUUUCAAGAACUAAAAAGUGUUGCGAAAGCGAAGGUCGCUCAGAAUAAUUCACAGGUUGCUGAGGGAGAAAUUACAGCCAAACCAGGUCAAGAUUCCAUUCAUGUUGAUUAUAUGAAAAGUGAAUCUGUCUGUCGCUUCUGUAACUUGUACCCGGAAUUAAAUAAUUUAUUGCAUUCAAGUCAUCGGUGAAUUUUUGACUGCAACUUUUUAGUAUACGAUGAGAUGGAAAAUAUUUCAAUGACUAAAAUUUCCAUUUAGACAUUCUUCAAAUUCAAGAAAACUGAGCCGACGGAAAUUUCAUAAUGAAGUCGUGUGUGUAUUCACUGCAUGCUUAUUGUGCAAGCAAAAAUGCAGACUGAAAUCAACAACAACUAACGGAAUAUGGCGUCAUUUUGGCCAAUCGGAACAAUGCAAAUCAUCCGUAUUGUUUUCUAUCCAAUCAGAAAAAAGUCCAGAUUCUGGCUUUUUUGCCUGUGAUCUGUAAAAGGGUAGUAUCAUGCCCUCCUCCUGAAAACAGAUUACAGAGAUAAAGGGAGAAGGCAUGAUCGCAGGCUAGGGCCACAUCCAUACAUGUAUUUUCAAUUUUAUCUAUACUAUCAUCAGUAGUGGGGGACUAGUAGUUUUGAGGGGGGAGGGGCAGAAGAAAAAGGCAUAUAGGGAAGAGUUUGUCAGGGGGCACACCAAAAAACAUCAACAACUUAAUUUAAAGAAGACAGGAAGUCAAAGUAACUUUCAUUAAGUGUUUUCUUGAAUGGACACUGGAAAACUAAUUAAUACCUAAAUUUAAGACCCUUAAAAUCUAAUCUAUUGAAUCAAGAAGUCAAUUAAAUCACAAAGUGUAGUCCAUCAAAUUAUUGCAAGUCUGUUAUCCAUUUCUUUGAAUUUAAGGUAAAUUAGGCUGAGGAACAGUAUAAAUUUAUGGCACUUCCAAUUAUGAAGGCCCAAUUAUGAAGGUGAAGGAGUGCUUUUAAAGAGAAUGGUAAGGCGAACCAGUGUCAGGGAAAGAAACGAAAAAGGUUUUCAUCUUUCUUGCAAAAUCUGUCAGGAGCUUGUAGUCUGUCGUUAGUGAUGAGGUUUUCUAUUGGGCAGACAUGUCAUGUUCAAUAAGGGUUAGGGGUUAGAAUUGUGUACGAGUCGUGAAGUCGCUUUGUAGUCUCCUCUAUUAAAUCUUCGGUCCAGAAAACCUGAUCAUGAAUGCACAGACUACUGGCUCCUGACAGAUUUUGUAAGAAAGAUGAAAACCCCUUUUGUUUCUUUCCCUGACAAUUUUUUGCCUUGGCAUUCUCUUUGAAUGCACUCCUCCACUUGCAAAGUUUUCAAAAUGGUCACCCAAGGAAGUCAAAGACUCAAACCAAUCCACUUUAACUGCAAGGCCCGCAAAGAAUUGUAGGCCCAAAAAUAAAUUCGCGAUACAGCGAAAAAUAAUUAUCAGCACCAUGAGAAAAUAAUUCUCAAUACUUGUAUUAAAAAUAAUUCACAGUACCACUAAAAACUUAUUUGUGGUACGUAUGAAAAAUUUAUUCAUACAACAACAUAAAAAAAGUAAAUAGCCUUAAUAAAAAAUAAUUCAUGCAGCUAAAAAAAUUUAACAAGACAUUUUUGUCAUCACUACACAGGAUUUCUUUAGUACACAACGGGUCCAUAAUAAAUGCUGCACUGGCCAAAAAAGUCACUUGUGAUGCCAUUUUAUUAUAUUAAUUUUGACCAGAACGGGCCUCCAUACCCAAUAAUUGAUUUUGGGGGUGCGUGGACAGAGGUCCUUGUAGUAAUUUAUUUCUCAACAUGCCAAUUUCUCUCUUUGAUUUGCAAGGAAUUGUGGGAUCAUGCAAAUGGAGAAUUAGUAGCAGUUCCUCAAUAAUCACAGAUUGAAUUUUAUCUUUGUAAGGCUUUAGUUAACAUUACUGGGUCUUCCACCAGUGAUUCUAGGAUUAAAAGAAAAAAAUAGGGCUUUUCACAUUAAAAACACUUGACAGGGGGGAGUGGGGUGGUGGGUGGGAUAUUUAUUUCUGUAUUUAGAGUUAAAUAGUCACAUUAUUUUGAAUCUGUACACUGUUUGUACUAAUACAUAAACAUGGGCCAUUAUUUAGCUCUUAUUAACCCAGCGGGAGGUCUGUAUGGGAGAAUCUUGACUGAGGUCGCCAGUACAGACCGAAUGCAGUGAGGUCUGUACCAGCGACCUAGGUCAAGAUUCUCUUAUACAUACUGACCUAGCUCGGUUAAUAAGAUGUUUAUUAUAUGGCCAAACAAGAAAGCAAAGAAACAAAAACAUAGAUAAUUUUAUUUUCUUCCCUGUGCAGGCUCAAGCAUUUAGCUGGCUUUCUUCUGUUACUGGUCUUCAGUCCAAACGGAACAAAAAUGACUGUUCAAAGUCCAGCUUUGUACAAACUUGGUACAAACAAGCCAAUUUUUUCAUAUUCUUUGUUUGUAACUUUUUGAGGACAACUGUUACAACAAGAUCGGUCUAGAUGCCAGUCUAGAUGGGAAAAUCUAGACCGCAGUCAAGAUUGAUUUUAGCCAAUCAAAUACUUGAAUUUGUUUGUUUCCAGUCCUUUUGAGACAUGGCUAUAUAAUAAUUAUUACUCAUAUAGAUGUUGUAGUUCAAUUUUUUCCUUGGUUUAAAUUUUGUUUUCCUUUGUUUUGGGGUAUGGUAAUGUAUGAUAAUGAGUUUUGAACAAGGGAAAACAAAAUUUAAACCAAGGAAAAAGUUGAACCACAACAUAGACAUCAAAUCAUUCAUAUUCAUCUGAUAUUCAGAAUUUCCCCUUUAAAAAUAUCAUGCAAACCUGCCUUUUUAUUUUUGUUUUAGAGGAAAGCAGUCAGGAUGAUUACACUCAUAUUGAGAAAGAGGAAAAGCCAAGUGGAGAAGAUUCUGGAAUGGAAAGCUCUGGCCAUUCUCUUGUUGAAGCAGAACUGUUAGCGGAAAAAAGUAGGGCUUUAAUCUUGGAGGCCAAAAGUACAACAGAGGACGUAGAAGAACAAGAAAAGGAAAAGCAGCUUGAAAGUAACAGUUUGACCCGUGAGCCUGAGAUUUCAGAUGAAGGAGAAGUGAUGGACUUUCAACAGUUGUAUCUCAAUGAGAAGAAGCUUCAGCAUGAAGCACAGUACCAACUGAAAGAGUGUAAGUUAAAGAUUUCAAGUCUUGAAAAGCAUCUGGACAAAGAGCAGAUCGCAAACAAGAAGCUGGUUGAGAAAUGCGAUGCUCUUCAGAAGGAAUUAAGUCAGCAAGCACUUCUCAGAACUGAUGCUGAGUUAACGAUUGAGGAAGAGCAUAAUAAGAUUCGGAAAAUACAGAAAUGUUUUGAGCGUGAGUGGGAGGAAUUUGAGAGGCGUUUGAUAGAGGAGCGUGCUGCAAAAUCAGAGGCUGAGCAACAGUUGAGUGUUUUAAUGAGACAACUAGAAGAAGAGAGGAAUUUAAAGACAGUAUUGCAAAGAGAUUUGGAUGCUUUACAGGAAAAGUUUAGUCGACAGCAGGAAGAGUUUGAAAAGCAAAGAAGGAUUGGAGAGAUGGCGUGGUCUGAGAAUGCAAUGCAUGAAAAUAAAACUCAGCCAGAUGUUGAAUCAUCUGAUUGGAUUAUAAGUCGCAGUGAAGUUGAAAUUAUAGAGGAGAGGGGUCUAGGAACUGGUGGAUGGGGCGUAGUCAAGGAAGGAAUGUUCCGUGGAUGCAAAGUAGCUGUGAAGCAGAUUCAUGAGCUAAUUCUCUCACCACACAACAGGCGCUUGUUUGUGAGAGAGAUGAAUAUUGCUUCUCGAUGUCGCCAUCCAUGUUUACUGCAGUUCAUUGGUGCUACAAACGAUGAUGGUAUACCUCUUUUUGUCACUGAACUGAUGGACACCAGUUUACGAGACUUACUUGACAAAAAGCCACUUCCCAAAGCAGAUGUUGUCAACAUUGCACUUGACGCUGCCAGAGCCUUGAAUUAUUUACACUUAAAUAGACCUCCCAUUAUCCAUCGGGACAUUAGCAGUGCAAAUGUGUUGCUAUGGAGACGAGAUAACCAAUGGCGGGCCAAGGUGUCGGACUAUGGUACUGCCAAUUUUAUGAGACAAUGCAAGACCAUAAACCCAGGAUCUGUUAUAUAUUCAGCUCCAGAGGCUCUUUCAACUGAGCAGUCCCCAAAGGUUUGUUGUUGUUUCCUUAAAUGUAGUCUUUCCAGGGCUGCCAAAAUGUUUUUAAGUAGCAUGCUAGUAAUGAAUAGAAGGCGGCUUUGGAACUCGCACCAAAGGCACAAAUUCUUGAGGGCCAAGACAUCUAGGGACAUUUUUUGAAAUUUAGAGUCUGGGAAAUGGCAUUUUCAGUGGUUUUCAAGAGGUAUUAUCCACCGGGGACACAAUGCUUUUUCAUCAGAUUACACGCAAGACUGGGAACCAUGCCGUCGAAAUGUCCCCGGCGUUCCACGACAUCGCACGGUUCACACGUUUCACGGGGCUAAACCUUUAUAAAUAUGCGUUUAAUUUCAUUCGAUGGUGCUUGAUUUUUGUCCGCAGUUAUAGUAGAAGAAGAUGAAAGUAGCCGACUAAGGAUGGCUAACUAGCCUGGGGUUUUGGCCGGCUACCGGCCCUUAUUGACAGCCCUGUCUUUCCUAGCUGAAAAACCAUUGAUUCUCAGAACAGGGCUGCACUUAGUCUGGGAAUACAGCCGUCUCUCCUUGCUUCUAAUCACUAGGGGCAUUUUGCAGGGCUGACAUCUGCAAUCCAGCCCCAGAAAUUCCAUACUGGACUGACAUUUUUUUUUAUUUUGUUUAGAAUCUAGUCAACAAAUGCUGAUUGGUUGACGUAGUAUCAGUUAUAUGUUAAAAAAUGACAGACAAAAGACAAUAGGUCACAAAAAUCAAAGUAACGAUGAUUAAUUCUACCAUAAUUCUUCACUUCCUAUAUACUCAGCUUCAUUCAGUUAGUCUCGCUUGCGUGAGCAGCGAGACUCAUAAUCUGCAACGCGUUUUUCGUCCCUUAUAUAGGCUAUAUGGGUACGUGCGGCGCCAAAGGGUAUGGUUUUUCAGCCGUUUUGGUCUGAAAAUAGGGUAUCAGUUUCGACCAUUUUGGACUGAAAUAGGGUAUGGUUUGUGCACUCUAGUCUUGAAUUGGGUAUGUUUUUUAGAAGAAUUAGCUACUUCAUUAUCGUUUGGCGAUAAGACCGUUUCCCUUUUACGUGCCGUAACAGCUUGUCACGCGCUCCGGUCACGCGCCGGGCUCCAGGGCUUCGGGUCUGAAAUAGGGUAUCAAAUUUUUGAUCAGGUCUGAAAUAUGGUAGGGAAAAUCACAGAUUUUGGUCUGAAAUAGGGUAAGGGUUUCAGGAUGGGUCUGCGCACCCCCACCCAAUUUUUCUGGAAGUACCCCCUGGCUUUUUGGUCAUAUUUGGGACACAAAAGGCAGGUCAUUGUGACAGGCGUUCCUUGCGGACACCGUGGAAACUGGAACUAAGAAUCGAAGCCACGCACGUUUUGCGAAGAAAGCUUAGGAAAGGUUAAAUUUAGAGUCUUUCCGAAACGUGUCGGUCCACGAAUUCUGUCGCUUGAAAGCGUCCAUUAGUUUGGAACAAGUGAACACUACUGAGUGGUCAAAAAAAGAAAGAAUCUUAAUUAGCAAAACUGCGAUGGUCGGGUGUUGUAAACUUUCAUUGUGUGCAAAUGGCUCCUGUGGUGAGCAUGCGAUUUAUUUUCGGCGAUGAUUGAAAUGACGUGCCAUGUAAAUAACUUUUUGGAUCUUUGAAUGAUGUAAUUUCGCUGGAAUCGAGAUCCUUGAAUUUUCGUGUAUUUAUACACGCCUAUAGCCUACGACCGCAGACGUGUUUCCGGUCGUCGCUAACACGCGUACUAAAUCAAUUCAGAAACAAGUAAAAAGAAUGGACGUCGAUAAAGUAGGAAGAAAAAAAAAAUUAGCGAGUAAAUCCUGUUUCGCGCAGAAUUAAUCGCCUCCUCAUUUCUCGACCUAAUCUCCAGGCAGAGCGAGCCUGAAUGCCGCUGUUCGCGUUCUUGUUGAUAAAUAGUUUUUCGUUUGUCUAAGAGAUUUUUUUUUCACACAUUUACAAAAUAUCUUUUGCUUUUCUAGAUUGAUGUGUUCAGCUUUGGUUUGUUGCUGUGUGAGAUGUGCAUUCGUGAGCUUCCGGUCCCUAACGAGACUCAAGAACAGGUUUCUGUGAUUGCAGAUCAAGUCCUUAGAGACCUGGUGACCAGUUGUGUUAGACAAGAGCCUGGAGAGAGGCCAACAAUGGCUGAAGUAAUUACCGUAUUGGAGAAAGUGGAACCAGAGAUUAAAAAUGAUCUCAAGACAGUAGGAAAAAUCUAA